Molecule: messenger RNA, 718 nt
Organism: Triplophysa dalaica
Lineage: Eukaryota; Metazoa; Chordata; Actinopteri; Cypriniformes; Nemacheilidae
Product: E3 ubiquitin-protein ligase TRIM21
Molecular function (GO): protein binding
Source: RefSeq, a predicted model, not a curated record
AUGGCAAAGAGCCUGGGAAAAAGGGUGCUGGAAUUGCUAACAGCGACAGACCCUGGUCUUGUAAAACUUGAUGAGGCAAGGGCAGAUCAGUUACUGGGCCUAGCCAACAAUGCCCUUCUGAAUUUUGCAGAUUCCACAGAAGUGAUCUUGGAUCCAACCACUGCCCACCCAAAGCUGAUUAUCGCUUCUGCAGGCGACCGUGUCACUUACACUAAUGUAAGGAAGGAUGUCCCUGAACACGAGGGAUGCUUUGACACCACCCUUAAUGUCCUCAGUGUUCAGAGCUGGAACUCUGGACACCAUUACUGGGAGGUCGAUGUCGGUGAGAAGAUCUAUUGGGAGCUGGGUCUCACCUACCCCUCUAUUCCAAGAAAAGCUCAAAAGGAGGACUGCUGGUUGAGCUGCCACUCCUGGUGUCUUGAGUACUUUUAUGGAGACUACACUGCGUGGCACGGAGGUACCCCACAUCCUUUAUCCGUCUUAGCAGAUUUCCGCCGGAUAGGGAUCCUCUGCAGCUUUCCUCGAGGUUUGGUGACAUUUGCAGUAGUGGAUAACACGACACCACUGUACUCAUUCCGUGCUGGGACAUUUACAGACCCUUUACAUCUGGCUUUGUGCCCUGGUCAUGAUCUUCAAGGGACUAAUUCAAAACCCUUUUAGGAUCUUUCAAUCAUAAGUAUUUUAAAAAACCCUACAUGGAUCAUGCAAGCUGAUCCCA